This is a messenger RNA of Hipposideros armiger (great roundleaf bat), 1753 nucleotides long. RefSeq names its product ninjurin 2 (gene NINJ2). The record is from RefSeq and is a predicted model, not a curated record. Gene Ontology annotation, biological process: cell adhesion; tissue regeneration. Gene Ontology annotation, cellular component: membrane. The coding region runs from base 158 to 589 and encodes 143 amino acids. The transcript is spliced from 4 exons. Lineage: Eukaryota; Metazoa; Chordata; Mammalia; Chiroptera; Hipposideridae.
UCCCACAUCAGAUGGAUGAAUAGCAGGUCUGUCCCGCCAGCUGUGUGCUCUCUCCCACCCAAAGAAAGCAGUAGAGAUUCAGACAGCAAAGCCUGGAGUAGCCCACGCAGUCGGCUACUGGCACCCGCUGCGUGUGAAGGCACUUAAAGGCAGCAACAUGGAAUCAGAAAGAGAAAUCAUCGACCUUCAACCUGAGAACCCCAACCCCAGGAGGAACCUGCCCAUCAACCUGAACCAUUAUGCCACCAAGAAGAGCGUGGCAGAGAGCAUGCUGGACAUGGCUCUCUUCAUGUCCAAUGCCAUGCGGCUGAAAGCGGUGCUGGAGCAGGGGCCGUCCUCGCAAUACUACACCACCCUCAUCACCCUCAUCAGCAUCUCUCUGCUCCUGCAGGUCGUCAUUGGAAUCCUCCUCGUGGUCAUUGCACGGCUGAACCUCAAUGAGGUAGAGAAGCAGUGGCGACUAAACCAGCUCAACAAUGCUGCCACCACCUUGGUCUUCAUCACCGUUGUCAUCAAUGUCUUUAUUACAGCCUUCGGGGCACAUAAGGCAGGGUUCCUGGCUGCCAGGACCUCAAGGAAUCCUCUGUGAACUCAGCUUUGGACCCAGGUACGGGGUCUGGAGCUGCUUCAGCCUCUUUCCUCCCUGCUCUGCCAAGCUGACAAGCCCUUUCCACAGCCCCUGGGAGAGCUCCUGAAAGGGUAGUGUAGAUGCCUGCUUCCUACCCACAGCACUUGAAGAUGGGAUGUUGUACAGGUCUACGUGAAUUCCGUCUUGACCUGGAGUCCUGAGCUCACACUGGGGUAGUGCCAACCUUUCCUUCUGGUAGCUUCUCCUGCACCUAGUGUCUAUUUAAGGCCAAGUCCACCCAGCUUAAGGACUCUGGUUCUGACUACCCCAUUCCCUUCCUUUGCCCCACCCAUCCCCUCUGCUCCAGGCCUGUGUUCCCUUUCUGUAAAAUGGAAUGAUUUCUAUCUAUAAAGAUUUCUGCAAAUCUACUGAGAGUCAAUAUUUAUGUCUUUAGUUGCCAUUUCCAUCUGUAUCAUGGAAAGAGCUCAAAGGAGCAAAUCCCACGCCUGGAGGGAGAAAAGGCUUUUAUAUCACUCCCUCUCCUGUGGGUCCUGCUCUGAGUCAACUUUCCUGGCCCCACAUGCCUUGGGCUAAUUACCAUGUGCUACAUGAAUGGCAGAUCAGUCAAUUCGAGACUGGUGCCUGUAUGCAUAAUCCUUGUUGAGAUUCUAUAAACCUAUUCUAGCUUUCAUAUUAGCACCUUCUCUUAGGCAUGUGUUUAAGGAAUAAACUAAUUUUGUUCUUGGCCUAGACCAAAUAUAACUGCGAAGGUCAUGUUACACCUCUAAAGCAUCAACGGGGCAUCCCCAGCUCAAACAGAAAGAAUUUUCACAUUGUCUGCUAUUUUAGAAUAAGCCACACCUUGGCUCCUCUCCACUGCUCACCAAAACCAUCUUGGCCCUGUAUCUAGCCUAAUUCAUCCUGGGUGUCCAUUAGCCUUUCUCCACUGAAACCACCUAUCUCCAUUAAUCUGCCAAACAGAAAAUGCCUGGUUUAUCAGAUUGUGAGCUCCUCAUACAGGAACAAUGUGGUCCCUUCCUGAAGAAACCACAGCUGAGAAGGAUGUCCCCCACACAGCAAGCAUCAAACUAAAGGGUGAAGAGUGGUAUGCAAGGGUCCUUGGCUUGUCCAUCAGAGGCCAGACAGCCAAAUGGACACAUGAACCCUGGGGCCCUCAUCCCAACC